CUCGCCGCAAACAGACCAACUUGCUACACAUACCUGGUCACAUUCUUCACUAUGUCCUUCCAUUAGAUUACAUGGCUCCAAGUCUAGCGGAAUAAUUUAUUUUCUCAAGCCCCCUCCCUACUCAUCAUGGCUUCACGAUUUCCACGAUCCAACCUUCAUCAGCGCGAUCCUCGUGGAUCCUCCUCCCUAUUUGACUCUUACGGCGGUGACUCUCGGCCCGCGAGCAGAUCCCCAGGCAAUGUCGGGGGAUAUGGCUAUGGAGGGUACCCAGGAGCCGAUCGAUCUAUGAACAAUAGUGCUCCAGGGGGAUAUAGGACGGCUACACCGAAUGCAAAGGGCCACUACUCCGAUGCUGUCCUCUCCCACCUCGAGUCACAAAAUGACGCCGAAGUCGAAGGAAUCACCGCCAAAGUAAAGAUGCUGAAAGAUAUCACUCUCGCCAUUGGAGAAGAGAUCCGUGAUACAGCUCAUAUUACCGACCUAAACGACUCCUUUGAAAACACUCGGGUCCGCAUCCGAGGAAACAUGAACCGGAUGCUGCGCAUGGCCGAACGUACUGGUGUUGGCUGGAAGGUGUGGGUAGGAUUCUUCUUCGCCAUCUUCCUGCUCUUCUUCUAUGUGUGGAUCACUUGAGCUAUCCAACCUUGUUAUCUAAUUUUACCCAACUUAAUACUUUGACGAUCGCGAUAUGGCAUAAGGUUCCGGUGUUUUGGCGUCAUACCUCCUUCUCCGGAAGAGAUUCAGGACCUUUCUCUCUCGUUUCCAUUGACUUUCACGAUGACACGCAUACCUGGAGUUAGCUCACUCAUCGGACCACGACCUCUGACGACUGUCAAUUGUUAUGGUGCUAUUUAAGUGUACAAUGUUACUGUACUGUAUAUACAUAUGCUGAAACCGAGGUAGAAUGUGACUUGGCUGUUUCCUUCGCUACAUUCCUGAUACAUCCAAGCUCCUGUUAAUAUCUUACAUACUAUGAGA
This is a messenger RNA of Aspergillus ochraceoroseus IBT 24754, 978 nucleotides long. Its product is annotated as SNARE domain- containing protein. Bases 127 to 633 code for a protein of 168 amino acids. The transcript is spliced from 4 exons. The record is from RefSeq and is a predicted model, not a curated record. Gene Ontology annotation, biological process: endoplasmic reticulum to Golgi vesicle-mediated transport. Lineage: Eukaryota; Fungi; Ascomycota; Eurotiomycetes; Eurotiales; Aspergillaceae.